Messenger RNA from Polypterus senegalus (gray bichir), 1810 nucleotides. It is a transcript of the gene dtd1, whose product is annotated as D-aminoacyl-tRNA deacylase 1. The transcript has 6 exons. Bases 105 to 728 code for a protein of 207 amino acids. Gene Ontology annotation, molecular function: D-tyrosyl-tRNA(Tyr) deacylase activity. Gene Ontology annotation, biological process: tRNA metabolic process. The record is from RefSeq and is a predicted model, not a curated record. Gene Ontology annotation, cellular component: cytoplasm. Lineage: Eukaryota; Metazoa; Chordata; Cladistia; Polypteriformes; Polypteridae.
AAGUUCCACGAUCAGCUUUUCCAGCAUCGGUUUGUCAUCGGCUGUAUUUGAGCUAACGCUGGGUAUAUCACAGGGCAGCAUCAAACAAACUAGACCUAAAUAACAUGAAAGCAAUCAUUCAGAGAGUGACUAGAGCCAGCGUAACAGUUGGAGAAGAACAGAUAAGUUCAAUUGGGAGAGGAAUUUGUGUUUUAUUGGGAAUUUCUUUAGAAGACACUCAGAAGGAUACAGAAUACAUGGUGCGUAAGAUUUUGAACCUUCGUUUAUUUGAAGAUGAUAAUGGAAAACACUGGUGUAAAAGUGUGAUGGACAAACAGUUUGAAGUCUUAUGUGUUAGUCAGUUUACACUGCAAUGCAUCUUGAAAGGAAACAAACCUGACUACCAUGCAGCAAUGCCCGCAGAGCAGUCAGAACCUUUUUACAAUGAUUUCUUAGAGCACAUGCGAAGGGUUUAUAAACCUGAAAUGGUUAAAGAUGGAAAGUUUGGAGCCUAUAUGCAAGUUCACAUUCAGAAUGAUGGACCCGUUACUAUAGAACUAGAAUCCCCAGCAGGUCCCAGUGAUCCAAAGCAGCAGGCAAAACUUGAAAAACAGCAACAACGAAAAGAGAAAACAAGAGCCAAGGGGCCUUCAGAGUCAGGCAAGGAGAAGGCUGCCUCACGUACUAAAGUUGACCCUAGUGCUAGCAGUGGAGCAGAGGGAGAUGUGUCUUCUGAAAGAGAACCUUAAACUAGAACACAAUGCAUUCUUUAGGACAUGGUGAACUCUUCAAAUUUCCCAGUGGACCUGAUCUUCCUUGACCUUAAAAAUUGCUUGAGCAUCACUUACAAAGAGGAAUAAACUGGGAAAUAAGCUCCACUAUUUAACGUAUAUCUAAUGUGAAACCAAAGGAAACAAUGGCCUUGUGUUACCUGUUGAGAUGAAUAUCCUAGAAAUGAGUAAAAUAAGAAAUUCAUGACUGGAAAGAUAUGCCUUUGCGUCCAAAGGGGUUGUUCAUUGUGGGUCUAACUGGUCCAAACAUUUAUUCAUUACCUUAAAUUUAUUUUUCUUAUUGUGUAAGUUGAAGCUUAGAUUCAUUGUAGUGCAUGUUUUUGACAUAAAAACAUAGCUCUAGAUUUUUAAUUAUUUCCCAAUUUCUAUUUUAGGUGUUUGUUUGUAUGUGGUUUUCUUAGUGCCCAACACCUUAUUAUUCCUGUAUUGUCUGCAUGAUGACAACAUCUGUUAAGUGCUGUCUUCAGAACCCCUUGAAACAUUGUGAUUGACGACCAAUUCAAUGUGCAAGUAAUUUGCCAUUUUUCUUUGGUUUGUCAGCCAGGCAGUUUUCUGCACUUUUGCACAGAUUUGCUUUCUCAGUUAUCAACAAUGUGACCUAAUUACUGUACUUUGCAUUAAUUGAGGACCAACAGGAAGUUAACAAUUUAUUAAACAAUAGUAAAGAAGGCAUAAUAGACAGUUGAUUCUUUUUAACAUGAAUUUUGAUUUUUCUUUUUUAAACUAGCAAAUCUCAUGACUACUGUUUUAGUCAACCAAUAUACAGCUGCAUGGUUUAUGAUUAUGUAUCAUCUCAAGUCGAUGAGGGCUAUGCAGAAAAUAUUGAAAUAUACACUGAUAUGUUUACUGUAUACAUAAUGAGUCGCAUGACAUGAUGAAUUGUCUCAAGUAGUGUAUCAUUUUCUUUAAAACUGAUUGUCCUUUUUAAUCCUUGAAAAAAAUUGUUUCAAUUUCUGGGUUCUUUGCAUUUUGUCUCUGAAUUAAAAUUGUGUUCUAUUUGACCCUUGACAGGAGUAAAAUAAAGAUUCUGUGGAAAUGUA